AUGCAUGAAGUGUCCAACCUUAUAACGGAUGGAGAUGGCGGUGCGAAGGUGGUGGCGGGAAGGAAGGCACCGACAGUUAUCGCACAGACUGAGCGGCGCGACAGAAAAGUCGUCGCAGCGGUUAAGGCGCUUGCGUCGCAGCCGUCGCAGAGGGGUUUCGUCGCGGAAGGGAUGUCGGUGACGUGGACACGGCUACAGUACUCCGUGCCGGCAGCCAAUUCUAAGUGGUGCUGCGUGCGCGCGGAGGACGACGCCACCAUCUACCGCAAGAAGGUCAUGAUGAACGUCACGGGGGGCGUCGCUCCGGGCAACUUGCUGGCUGUCAUGGGUCCCGAGGGCUCUGGCAAGUCCCUGCUGCUGCACAUGCUGGCGGGGCGGCUGGAGGGCGAUCCCAAUUUUCGGGGCAGCAUAGAGUACAGCGGCGAGCCGUUUGGGGCGAAUCUGAGGCGCGAGAUAGGCUUCGUGGAGAACGACGUGGACCUGCAGGCCAAUCUCACGGUGAAGGAGACGCUCAUGUUUGCGGCCAUGCUGCGGCUGCCCGAGGGCACGGAGGAGAUCGACCAGAUAGUGCGUGUGGAGCAUGUGCUUGAUUCAUUGGAGCUCACGCACUGUGCGGACAAGGUGAUAGGGCGAACGGGGCGCAAUGCAGUGCUGUACAACGAGCUCAGGCGACUAGCCAUCGGCGUGCAGAUGAUCGUCAACCCGCCGCUGCUGCUGCUCGAUGAGCCGACCUCAGGGCUGGAUGGGGCCAUGGCUCUCCGCAUCACAAGAGCACUCCAUUCCUACGCACUAGCAGGCCGGUCGGUGGUAGCAACAAUGAAGCAGCCGUCAGCCAAGAUGUUCUCUCUCUUCACGCACCUGCUCCUCAUCACCGAUGGCAACCCCAUCUUCUUCGGGGAGGCUCAUGCGGCUCUCCCCUACUUUGACUCCAUCGGAUACACCAUGGCUCCAGACACCAGUGCGGCUGAGUUCUUCCUGGACCUCACUGCCCCGGAAGCAGCAGACGCCUCUAUCCAUUUCGGCACGUCCACCAACCUCAUCCGCCUGUGGGCCACUGGAGACGCCGCGAGGGAGAUAGAGCGCGCCGCCAUGCCCUCUGCCUCUGCUAUGAGACGCGCGGGGAAAGAUGCUGCAAAUGGGGAUGUUGAGGAAGGGGAGGCAGCGGGAGGGGAAACGGGAGGAGAAUCGGGAACGCGAUUCCGUGUGCUGGCACGGCGGCAUGUGCUGUCGUACCGGGUGGUGAAUCAGGACUGGAUCUUCGUGGGUGUCGUGGCUGCCAGCCUUGUUGUCUGCUCCUUACUGCCAGGCUGCCUGUGGUACAAACGCGACCCCACGACAGCCCAGGGAGUGCGCGACUUGGCAGGGUUAAUCUUCUUCUCGCAGUUCUUCUGGGGGCUCGUGCCCAUGCUCACCUCAGUCAUCACCUUCCUGGAAGACCGCAAGUCAGUCCAAAAAGAGCAAGAGGACGGCGUAUAUCAUAUCUCCGCGUACUAUGCCGCCCGGACGCUCCUCAGCCUGCCAUACGAGAUCCUGCCGCCCGUCUUCUACAGCCUCAUCGUCUACUGGAUGACCGGGCUGAACCCGUCGGGCGGCCGGUUCGUCUUAUUCACGCUCGUCCUUAUCCUAGAUACGAUGGUGGCUUCGUCCAUAGGGAUGGCAGUCGGCACGGCAUCAUCUACAGUGAAACAGGGGAUCUCAGUAGCGGCGAUCCUGCAGCUGCUGUCGGUGAUGGUGGUGCAUUUCUUGUCUCUUAGUCCCCCUGACUGGGUGGGAUGGACGCAGUACCUCUCCUUCUCGACCUAUGUCAAUAAGUUGCUAAUGCGAAUCAACUUUGAUUCCGCCGAUUACUACACUGGUAACUGCGGCAUAUCACCACAAAACAGCUCUGCUGUUGCUGCCAACACAUGCUCGUGUGCGGCUACUCUGGAGCUAUCGGGUAUACAAAAUCCGUUACCCGGGAAUGGGUGGUUGGAGGCGUGCAUUCUCAUUGCCAUGCUCAUCUUCUUCCGCCUGCUUGCUUUGCUUAUAGUGAAGCUCCGGCUGCAAUCAUGGCGGUGGUAUCGUAAUGGCCGCACAUAA
Molecule: messenger RNA, 2079 nt
Organism: Closterium sp. Yama58-4
Lineage: Eukaryota; Viridiplantae; Streptophyta; Zygnematophyceae; Desmidiales; Closteriaceae
Source: the annotation of a GenBank genome assembly